This is a messenger RNA of Desarmillaria tabescens, 740 nucleotides long. RefSeq lists its product as uncharacterized. The transcript has 4 exons. NCBI's taxonomy places the organism in Eukaryota, Fungi, Basidiomycota, Agaricomycetes, Agaricales, Physalacriaceae. The coding region runs from base 143 to 715 and encodes 190 amino acids. The record is from RefSeq and is a predicted model, not a curated record.
AGCCUAUUUAGGGCGUUGCACUGGUCUUCCCCGGAGCAUGAGCAGUGCAUCCAUCGCAGCCCUUAUAGCACUCGCAUACAGAUCCAACAUCUCCACAGUUAUCCUUCUUCUCUCCUCGUCCCUCCAUAUUUGAAUUGCAGUCAUGCGUUGGCAUCAUUUCCUCUGCUGCUUGCCCCUCCGUCUAGGUGUUUUGAUUGUUGCAGCUUUGACUCUUUCCGGUAGCACUCUUGUCGCUGUAGGCGCUUGGAUAAAUGUUCACAACAUUAUCAACCAUACACUUGAGCUCUCGAAAACCGGAGAAAUAACGGUGUACAUCGUCGCUGGUGUGUAUACUCUUGUUGCCAUUACAUCCCUUCUUGGGCUAGUAGGCGCGUUGACCGCGAGGCCAGGCCUCGUGUCCACCUUCAACAGUCUGCAAAUAGGAUCAUUCAUCAUCAGUUUGGCGAUUGGUGCAUACUCGUUAUACCUUCUGUUCAGCAACAAAUACGAGAUCGACACCUCUAAUUGCAUAAACUCUGUCGAUGCUACUACUAGCGCCGAUACCGCCAAGCAAGUCUGCGACACAGCGCUUAAAGUAUCAAAGGCUGUUGUUGUAGUCAUCUACGGCAUAAUAUGGCUCGCUCAAUUCUAUGGCCUCUUCAUUGUGCGUAGCUACGUUCGGGAACUGGAGGAGAAAAGGUUCGCGAGGUACAAGUAUGUGACAGUCGCACCAUGAGGCUUUUCGUGCUGCUUGCAUUGUA